This is a messenger RNA of Folsomia candida, 1963 nucleotides long. Its product is annotated as baeyer-Villiger monooxygenase. The record is from RefSeq and is a predicted model, not a curated record. NCBI's taxonomy places the organism in Eukaryota, Metazoa, Arthropoda, Collembola, Entomobryomorpha, Isotomidae. Gene Ontology annotation, molecular function: flavin adenine dinucleotide binding; N,N-dimethylaniline monooxygenase activity; NADP binding. Bases 255 to 1874 code for a protein of 539 amino acids. The transcript has 4 exons.
AUGUGAUUACAAAAACUCGAAAUUUUCGCCCCUUAAAGUGGGCGUUGCCAGUGCAAACGAGAUCAUAGAGAUUUCCGCUACACUAUAGAUUCAACUCCACCCCCACAACACGUUAUUUUAUUGCACUUUGCUCUUUUUAAAAUUAAGCAGAGACGGCACUUUGCUCUGUUUUUUGCAUUAAGGUUGAGGAUUAUGGAACAUUUUUGGUAAAUUAAUUUGUAUUUAACAUUUUUUGUCUAAUCUUAGCUUGAAGUAUGGGCUCCUCCGAAGACACUUACGAGAUACUAGUAAUUGGUGCCGGAUUCUCUGGCAUCUAUGCUCUCCACAACCUCCGCAAGAAAGGGUUUGCCGUGAAAGUUUACGAAGCGGGAACAUACAUGGGCGGGACGUGGUACUGGAACCGCUAUCCAGGCGCACGGGUCGACACUGACAACCCCAUCUACCAAUUCAACGAGGAAGGACUUUGGGAUUUCGCGUGGACUGAGCGCUUCCCGGCCCAUCCCGAACUUCAAGAAUACUUCCGCUAUUUGGACGACAAGCUCCAACUCAGCAAGGACAUUCAGUACAACACCAGUGUGAGCGCGGCUCAGUUCGAUACCGCUCGGAAUCAGUGGCAAGUCAAAACGGAUGAUGGUAGGGUUACUUGGGCUAACCAUCUCUUCCUUUGUACUGGAUCCACCACAACUAGGUACACGCCUCCCUUUAAAGGUUUGGAUAGAUUUAAAGGAAUCUGUCACCAUUCCUACGUGUGGCCGAAAGAUGGCGUCAACUUUGACGGGAAACGCGUCGCCGUUAUCGGCACGGGGGCCAGCGCGGUGCAAAUCAUUCAAGAAAUUGGGUCUCGCGUAGGCCACCUAACGGUUUAUCAGCGCACACCCAAUCUAUGCCUCCCCAUGCAACAAGCCAAGGCUGCCGAUCCCAGCAAAGCUGCCUGGUUCCCGCCAAAGUCAAAGUUUCCCGAAAUAUUCGGUACAGCUCGGAAAUCAUUCUCUGGCCUCAAUUUUGAUUGGGAACGGAAAAAUGCGGCUGACGUAAGUCCAAAGGAGCGACGCGCCUUGUACGAAUCUCUCUAUGCCCAUGGCGGGUUUGCCUUUUGGCUGGCCAAUUUCCAAGAUAUGCUAUUCGAUAAGGAGUCCAACGCCUAUGCCUACACCUUCUGGGCGGAAAAGGCCCGAGCCAGGAUACAUGACUCGGUGAAACGGGACAUAUUGACCCCGCUCGUCGCGCCGCACGCCAUCGGCAUUAAACGGCCCUGCCUGGAACAAACUUAUUACGAAGUUUUCAACCAGUCUAACGUCGACCUUGUUAACGUGCGGGAAUCUCCAAUUUUGGAAAUUACGGAGCAUGGGGUUCGAACAGAAAAUGAGGGUCUCGUUGAAGUCGACAUUAUCGUCCUAGCCACGGGAUUUGACUCUUUGACAGGAAGUAUCAAAAGUAUGGACAUCCGCAACGGGAAAGGAGAGAGUUUGAGAGAUAUGUGGAAGAGGAAUGGGACAUCCACUUACUUGGGCCUCACAACAGCCGGAUUUCCAAAUUUGUGGUACAUGUACGGCCCCCAGGCCCCCACUCCCCUGGGAAAUGGGCCCACGAUUAUUGAGAUUCAAGGGGAAUGGUUAGUAGAACUGAUGGUCAGGAUGAAGGAUGAGAAACGCAGAUUUGUCGAUGCCAAGAAAGAAUCUGAACAGGGUUGGACAAAGGAGGUUUGGGAUGCUUGGGAGGCAAGUUUGUUCCCGGAAGCGGAUUCUUGGUAUCAGGGGGCCAAUAUUCCUGGCAAAACUAGGGAGCCACUCUGCUACGCGGGAGGAUAUUCCAAAUACGAGGACCUGCUCAAAAAAAUUGCAGCCGAAGGUUAUAAAACAUUCAAUUUGGCAUGAUUUUCAACCCACCGAAUUUUAAUACGGGGGCGAAUAAUUAAUUUGUUUUAUUAACUCCCAUUCUUUUAUGCAAUAAUAAAGAAAUCUUA